AUGUCAAUUAAGAGUGUUAUUGUCUUCGGAGCCCAUGGUUUGAUUGGGCAACAUUUUGUUCGUCUUGCUUCUGGCGCCGGCUUGAAAACAACAGCUGUGAUUAGAAAUUCUGAGCAAGCAGCCACAAUUAAGCUGCUUGGAAGUGACAUAGCAACUAAGAGCUUCACUGUUGAUGAAGCUACCGUUGAAGAAAUCAGCAAAUCUAUUUCAGGGAAUGACGCUGUAGUUAUCACCGUUGGUUCUCGUGGAAAGAACUUACUUGGUGUUGAUUUAGAUGGUGUUGUGAAGGUUUAUGAAGCUUCAACAUUAGCAAAUGUGAGAAGACUCGUCUUGAUCAGUGCUGCACACGCUGAAGACAGAGAGUGGUUUUCCAAAACUCCCUUACACAACUAUUAUAUAGCUAAACAUUACGCUGAUCGUAUCUUACAAUAUGAAUUCAAAGAUAAAUUGGACUUCACUAUCUUGAAACCUACCAGGUUGACUGAUGGAGCGAGCACUGGCAAGAUCAAGUUCCUUGAGCCAAGAGAAGGUGAUGCUGAAAUUCAUAGAGAAGAUGUAGCUCAAGUCAUUUUGAAUAUUUUGGAUAAGAAAGCUACCUUUGGAAAGAGUUAUGAUUUUGCUAAUGGUAAUAAGGACAUUGAUAGUUCAUUUUAA
Messenger RNA from Dujonia railenensis, 654 nucleotides. The record is from the annotation of a GenBank genome assembly. Lineage: Eukaryota; Fungi; Ascomycota; Pichiomycetes; Serinales; Debaryomycetaceae.